AUGCCCAGCCUCACCCUCCCCGAAAUCCCUCACUACGUUGCUGAUCCACCCACCCAGGAGUCACUUGACUUUGCCGACCUUGCCGUGAUCGACCUCUCAAAAAGUUGCACCCCUGAAGGGCGAGUAGCCUUGACGAGGGAGGUGCACGAUGCCCUGCGCAUCCAGGGUUUCUUCUAUGUCGUAAACCAUGGUUGGUCGAAAGCGCAGGUCGACCGCAUAUUCGACGUCGCCGAUCACUCCUUCACCAGCGUCGAACUCGAAGAGAAACGCAAGUUAGCCUUUCAGCCAGAACAGGGGUCGUACUUGGGAUACAAGCUGCCUCGCUAUUGGGAAAUCGAGUCGAAGCAUGGGACACUCGAUCAAGUGGAGCAUUACUCGAUCAACAAGGACAUGCACCAGCGCGCCCAUCCGGAGCCGCUACAACCUCUGCUGCCUGAAAUCGAGGCAUUCAUUGCGCAUAAUCAGAACAACAUCCUGUUGCCGCUUCUCAGAUUACUCGCAGCGAGCUUGGAGCUUCCCGAAAACACGUUCGCGGACAUGCACAAGAUGGAGGACUACUCGGAGUCAGCUACGCUUCUUGAAUACCCCAACCUCCCCUCCCCUAGCUAUCCCCGCUCCGAAGACGAAGAACAAAAGACCAAAAACGUCCGGCUGAAAGGGCACACCGACUACGGCAGCCUCACCCUCCUCUGGUCGCAGCCUGUCGGCGGGCUGCAGGUCCUCUCUUCGCACGACGGCAAAUGGCGCUGGGUCCGGCACAUCGACAACGCGCUCGUGAUCAACGGCGGCGACGCGCUCAACUUCUUCUCGGGCGGCUACUACACGUCCACGAUCCACCGCGUCGUACAGCCGCCCGCGGACCAGCGCGAGCGUGUCAGGCUCGGCGUGUUCUUCUUCUGCAUGCCGAGCGACGGCAUCAGGCUCGCGCCGCUGGGGGAGAGCCCGGUUCUUCGGCGUGAAGGACUGAAUAAACUGCCUGAGGGAGCGGUGAUUCCACUUGUCGAAGACUGGCGCAAGGGCCGCUCGAGCCAGUAUGGGCGCGUGACGCUGAAGCAGUCGAUGGAGGACGGCGUGGAGGAGGACGUUGUUGCCGGUGUUGUUGUCAGACAAUACAACUAG
This is a messenger RNA of Coniophora puteana RWD-64-598 SS2, 1119 nucleotides long. RefSeq names its product Clavaminate synthase-like protein. Gene Ontology annotation, molecular function: dioxygenase activity. The transcript has 7 exons. Lineage: Eukaryota; Fungi; Basidiomycota; Agaricomycetes; Boletales; Coniophoraceae. The coding region runs from base 1 to 1119 and encodes 372 amino acids. The record is from RefSeq and is a predicted model, not a curated record.